GAUCGCUGCUGUUCUCUCACACCCGCAGUGUCUGGACUUUAAACCUCCGUUUCAGCCGCGACAGGAGCUGCAGUUCUGCGCCAUGUACAAACACUUCGGCUGCUGCGACUUCAGCAGAGACCAGCAGCUCCUGACCAAGUUCUACCGCAUCAUGGACAACUUCGAUUAUUAUGGAUAUGCCACCUGUGCCAGCUAUGUGCAGGACCUUCUCUGCCAGGAAUGCUCACCAUAUGCUGCUCACCUUUUUGAUGCUGAAGACCCAAGAACGCCCCUGAGAUCCAUUCCUGGACUCUGUCCAGACUACUGCUCCAUCCUCUACUCUAAAUGCAGAUCAAUCAUCCCGCUGAUGUCUGACGACCCACACCUGACAAAACUGGAACACAAUCGCACCAAGCUCUGUCAGUACCUGGAACUUGAUGAUCCAGACUACUGUUUCCCUCGCAUCCUAAGCAGCGAGCACUUAAAUAUAAACCUGGGUCGCGUGACCACGGAUAGGGACGGGUGUCUCCAGAUGUGUUUGGAGGAGGUCGCUAAUGGACUCAGAAAUCCCUUAGCCAUGGUCCAUGCUAACGAUGGCACCCACAGGUUUUUUAUCGCCGAGCAGGUCGGUGUAGUUUGGGUGUAUCUUCCAGACAGGUCAAGGCUGAAAAAGCCAUUUCUUAACAUUUCGGAGUCCGUGCUGACCUCUCCGUGGGAGGGUGAUGAGAGGGGGUUCCUGGGUCUCGCAUUUCAUCCCAAUUUCAAGCACAACGGAAAGCUGUAUGUGUAUUACUCUGUAGAGGUGGGCAUUGACGAGAGGAUCCGGAUCAGCGAGUUCCACAUUUCUGCUGCUGAUAUGAACGUUGUUGACCAUAAUUCAGAAAGGGUUAUUUUAGAGAUUGAUGAACCUGCCUCUAAUCACAAUGGAGGUCAGCUUCUCUUUGCUGAUGAUGGGUACUUGUACAUCUUCACUGGUGAUGGUGGCAUGGCUGGAGACCCAUUUGGAAAAUAUGGAAAUGCACAAAACAAGUCUGCUCUUUUGGGGAAGGUGCUCCGCAUAGACGUGGACAACAACGACAAGGGGCCGCUUUACAAAAUACCUCCCGACAACCCGUUUGUGCACGAGCGUAACGCUCGGCCUGAAGUGUUCGCGUACGGUGUAAGGAACAUGUGGAGAUGCUCUGUGGACAGAGGGGACCAAAAAACCAAAGAAGGGAAAGGACGCAUUUUCUGUGGGGACGUGGGCCAGAAUAAAUAUGAAGAGAUCGAUCUGGUGGAGAAAGGCAAGAACUACGGCUGGAGAGCUAAAGAGGGUUUCUCCUGUUAUGACAAGAAACUGUGCGCCAACAGCUCUUUAGAUGAUGUUCUUCCAAUUUAUGCAUAUCCUCAUAAAAUCGGGAAAUCAGUGACAGGAGGAUACAUCUACCGGGGCUGUGAAUACCCCAAUUUAAAUGGAAUGUACAUAUUUGGAGACUUCAUGAGUGGGCGCCUGAUGAGCCUAAAGGAGAACAGAAAUACGGGCAGAUGGGACUACAAUGAGAUCUGUAUGGGCAUGGGCCAGACCUGUACAUUUCCAGGCCUCAUCAACAAUUACUACCAGUACAUCAUUUCAUUUGGGGAAGAUGAAGCAGGUGAACUUUAUUUCAUGUCUACUGGCGUGGCAAGUGCAACGUCACCCAAAGGGGUUGUUUAUAAGAUUGUCGACCCAUCACGACGUGCUCCACCCACAAAGUGUCAUUACAGUCCCCUUCCAGUGCGAGUCCACAGCCAGCUCACACCAUUCAAGCCAAAGGAAAGUACGUCUUCUGGCUCAACAGUGGCUUUAUAUUUAAAUCAUGUGUCUGUUUUCAUAAUGGUCCAACGUUACUGUUUAUAAAAGUAGAGUUUUCUAGUACACGUCGUAAAUGGUUUGUACAAUUAUUAUAAAUGCACUUCUACUGUAGUGAGGUACUGAUAAAUAUUAUGUUACUACUGUAUUUAUAUGUAUAGUAUUGCUUUCUAUUUAUAUGUUUAUAAGAUGUUUUAUUUAACUACUUAUUGAGAUACUUUAACGUAUGCAUGACUGACAUGACCAAAAGCUUUAACACAUUUCCCUGUACUGAGAAAUAAACAGAACAAAACUAUUUUUUGACAAACUCUACAAUACUAUUUAAAAUAUGUGACUUCAAAACAUAAAUAUAGCCGCUCAGGUGGCACAGCGGUAAAAACACGCUAGCACACCAGAGCUGACAUUUCGAACUCGUUGGUUCGAAACUCAGCUCUGCCAUCCGGCUGGCUGGGCGCCUACACAAACUAUUGGCUGUUGCUGGGUGCCAGAAGGGCCCUCAUAACUGAUGCAAUUACGACCUCUGCUGGCUGAUUGAUGGUGCCUGCACGGAGUCGAGGAAUAAUGUGAUCAGGGUGUGGCUCUUUGUAUACAAAGCUGAUACACACAUGAACUCAGCUUGUGCAGGUGAAAAGAUGCAGUCGGCUACUGCACACGUGUCAGAGGGGGUGUGUGUUAGUCACGACGAGAUCAAUAUAGAGGAAGCAUAAUGCAAUCAGGUAAUUGGAUACGACUAGAUUGGGGAGGAAAAUUGGGGGAAAUGCAAAAAAAAUUGUUAUACUGAAACAACAAAGAAUUUAGAAUAAAAGACUAAAGAAAA
Trichomycterus rosablanca is the source of this 2624-nucleotide messenger RNA. RefSeq names its product HHIP-like 1 (gene hhipl1). Bases 83 to 1855 code for a protein of 590 amino acids. The transcript has 8 exons. The record is from RefSeq and is a predicted model, not a curated record. NCBI's taxonomy places the organism in Eukaryota, Metazoa, Chordata, Actinopteri, Siluriformes, Trichomycteridae.